Messenger RNA from Fopius arisanus, 1384 nucleotides. RefSeq names its product lethal (3) 73Ah (gene l(3)73Ah). The transcript is spliced from 5 exons. Gene Ontology annotation, biological process: regulation of transcription by RNA polymerase II. NCBI's taxonomy places the organism in Eukaryota, Metazoa, Arthropoda, Insecta, Hymenoptera, Braconidae. The coding region runs from base 287 to 979 and encodes 230 amino acids. The record is from RefSeq and is a predicted model, not a curated record. Gene Ontology annotation, cellular component: PRC1 complex.
UUUGUAUCAGUGUUUCUCCAUUGAAGCACAAGGCGUCGCUCGAAUCAGUCAGUUUUGUUGUCAUCUGCCACAUUUACAAAUUCGUUUGUUUUUUCACCAAAAUUUUUCUCCGAAAUUCAUAUUAAUUUCCCAUUCUUUUUUAUUUCAAAUUGUGUUGAUUCCAGUGGAUUCAAGAAAUGUCGUACACAAGAAGCCGUAUCUGUUCACUGAGUCGAUAUUACUGGGUUCAUUGACAACUGGAGCUAUCGUGACUGAUAACAUUUAGAUCAAUUAGUGAAGCAAUUAGAUGGUGCUGACAGGUGCAAUGGAGAGACGAAUCAAAUUAAAGACAUUGAAUAGUCACAUAACUUGCAAAAUAUGCAGGGGCUAUUUAAUAGAUGCAACAACAGUUACAGAGUGCUUACACACAUUCUGCAAGAGUUGUCUUGUCAAGCAUCUGGAGGAGAAGAGCACGUGUCCAACAUGUCAAAUUGUUAUUCAUCAGUCACAUCCACUGCAGUACAUAAGUUUCGACAGAACCAUGCAGGAUAUUGUUUACAAACUCGUUCCUGACCUCCAAGAAAAUGAAAUUAAGAGAGAACGAGAAUUCUACAGAGCCAGAGGUCUUGCUUGUCCAAAAGAUGUAUUACCAAAUGCAGGGGAAGUUGAAGAUGAGAAAGCCUCUGCUGAUGCUCAUGCAGAAGCAGAUUAUCACAGAGCCGAUGAGCAGGUCAAUGUUUGCCUCGAAUGUAUAAAUGCCAGUCUGAAAACGCUGAAACGCCGAUUUAUCAGGUGUUCAGCGCAAGCAACCAUCACUCACCUCAAAAAAUUUAUCGCCAAAAAGGUUCUCAAUGGCAUGGAAAAAUAUCGCGAUAUUGAUAUAUUAUGCAAUGAUGAACUCUUAGGUAAAGACCACACGUUAAAGUUUGUUUACGUGACACGAUGGAGGUUUCGAGAUCCGCCCCUGAGGCUACAGUAUCGACCACGUAUAGAUAUCUAAUAACAGAGAAACCUUUAAUACCAAUUUUUUAUUUCUAAUCCACUCCAGAAACAUUGCUUAUUGAAGUGAAACUUAUCAUAUCUGUCUAAUAUCUAUGAGUACUUAUAAUGUGUUGAUAAUAAUUAUUGAGUUCGUAAUGCUAGGAAGAUUGACAAAAUGCAGGAAUUUUUUUUUUUCUGUUAUCGUGUGUAAUUAUUUGAUUGAUCCGUUUUUUAAUGUUUAAUGCGGCUGAUUCGGGGUAAUGGGUAGAAAUGAUAAUUUUCGGUGAACAGAAACAACCCGUUAUCUUAGAGCAUUUGCAGUUCAAGAAAAAAAAACUAUGUGUGAAGCUUGUAUAAAGUAUUUUCUAAGGAACAAAGUAAUUUCAUCGUCAAUGUCAUCGUAAAUUAUUCUAUGAAAUAAAUA